This is a messenger RNA of Magnolia sinica, 1193 nucleotides long. Its product is annotated as transcription repressor OFP17-like. Gene Ontology annotation, biological process: negative regulation of DNA-templated transcription. The transcript has a single exon. Lineage: Eukaryota; Viridiplantae; Streptophyta; Magnoliopsida; Magnoliales; Magnoliaceae. Bases 172 to 723 code for a protein of 183 amino acids. The record is from RefSeq and is a predicted model, not a curated record.
ACAGCUUAUCUACCAUCCCUUCUAACAAACUGCGUCUCUCUCUCUCUCUCUCUCUCUCAAAUCCAACCAUCCAAUCCUCCUCACCAAAGAGAGAUUCAAAGGCAAAAGCAAAAGCGACAAAGCCCACCAUCCUUUUUAAUUCCUUCAAACUCACUCUCCCAUCAUUCCAAGAUGCUAACCUCCAUUCACUUCAAAGCCAAGCUUCUCAAGCCAUGUAACAAACUCCUCCAACUCCUCAAAUUAAGAUUCAAAAGUCCCAUCUUCAAACCCUUGUUCCACUUUCGAAAGGUCCAAAGCAGGAAGAGAAUUCCGCGGCUCUUCUCAAUUUUCUGGUCGUCGAUGUGGCGUUCCAAGGAAACAGAAAAUGUGGGUGAGCUACGGAGAGUGGCCGACAUAGGGCAGGGCCCGGCACUCUUCCCAUCACCUAUCACACCAGUGUACGUGAAAGUGGGCCAUUGUGUAGAUCAGGGGGAAGAUGUAAUGGGCCGCAGCAACGUGGAAGACUCGUGCCGUAGCUUUGAGAACUAUUUGGUGGAGAUGAUUGUGGAGGAAGGAAAUGCUAAAGACUUGAUAGAUGUUGAGGAGCUUCUUUAUUGUUGGAAGAACUUGAAGUGUCCUGUCUUCCACGAUUUGGUGUGCAGAUUCUAUGGAGAGCUUUGUAGAGAUUUGUUUUCAGGAGAGGAUCAGGAGGAAGAUGAGGAGGAGAUGCAUGGUUCUAAAUGAUUGUAUGAAAAAUCAAUUCCAUUUGGAAAGAAUUUGUGUAUAUACUAUACAUUGGAACAUGGUGUGUGUAAACCGUCUCUUCGUUUGAUCAGAGCACAUGCCCAUUGAUCCGAAAAUCCAGUCAAUGUCCUGCCUUCUAUUUGCACCAACCAGGCUCCAUUAACCUUCUCACAAGGGGCCUGGUUUUUAUGGUCAGUAGAAGUUAUUAGCAGCCGUUGCAUAUUUAGGGUUGUUGGAUCAUUAGAAGUUCUCUAUGACGACGAUCUGGAUCAGUUGUAAUGUGCACGGAUUGGAUUGGACGAUUGACAUGGUUUAUAGACAAGAGUUUAGGUGUAUAAUCUAUACACAAGAUGGAUGGAAUUAUUGAACUAUAGUACGAUUUGGAUUCUUUUUACGUUGAAUUCUUUUAGUCAUUUGUAUAAGGAAAUUAUACAGCCAUAGUUGGUGUAUAAUUUACUCUGUAAUUCAAU